AAAGAAAGAAAGGGGAAGUCCAUUCCGAUAUGGGGUCUCUCGCAGCGUCCACGGCAUCAGCCCCUCUGGGCGUCUCAGAAAUGCUGGGUAACCCUCUCAAUUUUACAGGCGCAGCCCGUUCGUCAGCUUCGACGGCGUCGAGUUCGUCCACCUUUAAGACUGUUGCGCUCUUCUUCAAGAAGAAGGCGUCGCCACCAUCCCCGAAGCCCAAACCAGCUGCUGUCUCUCCAGUCAACGAAGAGCUGGCCAAGUGGUAUGGCCCUGACAGAAGGAUUUUCUUACCGGAAGGUCUCUUGGACAGAUCCGAGGUUCCUGAAUACCUCACCGGUGAAGUUCCCGGAGACUAUGGUUAUGAUCCCUUUGGUCUCAGCAAGAAACCUGAAAAUUUCAGCAAAUAUCAGGCAUACGAGCUCAUCCACGCCCGAUGGGCAAUGCUUGGUGCUGCCGGCUUCAUCAUCCCCGAGGCCUUCAAUAAAUUUGGUGCAAAUUGUGGUCCAGAAGCCGUUUGGUUCAAGACAGGAGCUCUUCUCCUUGAUGGGAACACGUUGAACUAUUUUGGGAAGACCAUCCCCAUCAAUCUUCUUGUUGCUGUCAUUGCUGAAAUUGUUCUUGUCGGAGGUGCUGAAUAUUACAGAAUUAUCAAUGGUCUGAACCUGGAAGACAAACUUCACCCAGGUGGUCCAUUUGAUCCACUGGGGCUUGCAAAUGAUCCUGACCAAGCAGCCCUGUUGAAGGUGAAGGAGAUCAAGAAUGGAAGACUUGCCAUGUUUGCUAUGCUCGGUUUCUUCAUCCAGGCUUACGUGACUGGUGAAGGUCCGGUUGAGAACCUGACAUCCCAUCUCAGUGAUCCCUUUGGUAACAACUUGCUCACAGUGAUUUCUGGAUCUGUUGAAAGGGCUCCAACCCUUUGACUGUUUCAUCGUAUAAAAUUCUUGCACCCACAAAUGUACUAUAAUAAAUUCAAUGAGAAAUUCCAAGGCUUCUGACUCU
Molecule: messenger RNA, 990 nt
Organism: Telopea speciosissima
Lineage: Eukaryota; Viridiplantae; Streptophyta; Magnoliopsida; Proteales; Proteaceae
Product: chlorophyll a-b binding protein CP26, chloroplastic-like
Exons: 6
Coding region: 30-911 (293 amino acids)
Biological process (GO): photosynthesis, light harvesting in photosystem I; response to light stimulus
Cellular component (GO): plastoglobule; chloroplast thylakoid membrane
Source: RefSeq, a predicted model, not a curated record